Messenger RNA from Theobroma cacao (cacao), 1605 nucleotides. Its product is annotated as replication factor C subunit, putative (DUF620). NCBI's taxonomy places the organism in Eukaryota, Viridiplantae, Streptophyta, Magnoliopsida, Malvales, Malvaceae. The record is from RefSeq and is a predicted model, not a curated record.
AACACGACAGGGACAAAGCGGACCACGUUACAAGGGGGCCAAUGGUCGGUUGGUGAUGUUCAUUGUUCACCAGCUAGCUUCAGCUUCUCUCUCUCUCUUUCUCCCUUUGAAUCCAAGGCUCUUUCUUUAGUACUUUGUUUCACUUCUCUCAAAGCAAAGCCCCUCCCCUCUUCUUCCCUAAACUCCACCUAUCUUUCUGUGCCCAAAAUAACUUUUUUCUAAUGAGGAAACUUUGUCCAAAUUAUGAUCUUCCUGAUGGGUUGGAUACAGUCCUGGAAGUUCCAAUCCCUGAAGAAAUGUUCGCUUCGAACAAGAGUAGUCACAGGUCAUGGCAGAACAUGAAGUCAUGGAUGAAUAUGAAACCGAAUUCUGAGAGGCCUCCAGCUUCCAUGACGGCACUUUUCGGAGGAAGGAACACCGAGAUUCAGCUCUUGCUUGGAGUCAUUGGAGCUCCUUUGAUCCCUCUGCCUAUCAAGAUUGAUCAUGAUCAUUCCAUUAGCAAAAACAUCAAGGAUCAUCCCAUUGAGGCUUCAAUGGCCAAAUACAUAGUGAAGCAAUACAUAGCAGCAAUUGGUGGAGAGCAGGCUCUGAAUUCUAUAGAUAGCAUGUAUGCCAUGGGGAAGGUGAAAAUGGCAGCGUCAGAGUUCUGUGCAGGGGAAGGCAGUGUGAAUAACAGGAUUGUUAAAGUGAGGAAUUUGAGAAAUGGUGGUGGAGAAAUGGGAGGUUUUGUGUUGUGGCAGAAAAGGCCUGAUCUUUGGUGCCUGGAACUGGUGGUUUCAGGCUGCAAAAUUAGUGCAGGGAGCGAUGGAAAAGUAGCCUGGAGGCAGACCCCAUGGCACCAUUCUCAUGCAUCCAGAGGCCCUCCUAGGCCUCUCAGGCGUUUCUUGCAGGGUCUUGAUCCAAGGUCAACAGCAAAUCUGUUCUCGAACUCUGUUUGUGUGGGUGAAAAAACAAUCAAUGAUGAGGAUUGUUUCAUCCUAAAACUAGAGGCUGAACCCUCAACACUCCGAGCCAGGAGCAGCAGCAACGUAGAGAUAAUCCGGCACACGGUUCGGGGCUACUUCAGUCAGAGAACAGGUCUCUUAGUCCAACUGGAAGACUCCCAUCUCCUAAGAAUCAAAGCCCCCGGAAAUGACAGCAUUUUCUGGGAAACCACGAUGGAGUCCUGGAUUCAAGACUAUAAAACCAUAGAUGGCAUCAACAUUGCACAUGCUGGCAAGACUUGGGUCUCAUUGUUCAGGUUCGGAGAGAACUCCGAGAGCCAUUCCAGGACAAGGAUGGAAGAGGCUUGGACGAUUGAAGAAGUGGAUUUCAACAUAAAAGGGUUGUCCAUGGACUGUUUCCUGCCUCCUGGUGACUUGAACAAAGAGGAGGAAGGAUAUGGGAUUGUGUCAAGUAAUGUAAGGUUGCCAUUCAAGCUUAGAAAUGGUUCUACUAGGGUUAGUGCUUCCAAAAUUGUUGCCAUUGAUGUUGAUGAAUGUGAUAACUCCUCGGAUGAUGAAGAUUUGUAAAUUUGGUUCCUAAUUUUUGUAAAUAUUACCACUACAAAAGUAUGUAUCCAUUUGUAGUUGCAUAUGGAAAUGCCAAAUUUUUGAGUAUUUGAUA